AUGUCCUGCUCCAGCGUGUGUGCCCCUGUGUGUGGGGUGUCCACCCCGGCCCCGCUGGCUGACAGCUGCAAUGAGCCCUGUGUGCGGCAGUGCCCCGACUCCACCGUGCUGAUCCAGCCCCCGGCCACCGUGGUCACCUUGCCUGGGCCCAUCCUCAGCUCCUUCCCGCAGAGUGCCGUGGUCGGCUCAGCAGGAGUCCCCGCCGUUGGAGCAGGCUUGGGUGGCACCUUUGGCCGCGGUGCUGGCUUUGGUGGCUUUGGAGGCCUGGGAGGCUACGGAGGCUAUUAUGGCCUUGGGGGCUAUGGCCUGGGAGGCUAUGGUGGCUAUUAUGGCCUUGGGGGCUAUGGCCUGGGAGGCUAUGGAGGGUAUUAUGGCCUUGGCGGCUAUGGAGGCUUUGGCAGCUGCGGAUACGGUGGCUGGGGCCGAGGCUUCAGGUACCUCAGCGGUAGCUGUGGGCCCUGUUAA
Messenger RNA from Numida meleagris (helmeted guineafowl), 465 nucleotides. RefSeq names its product claw keratin-like. Gene Ontology annotation, cellular component: intermediate filament. The record is from RefSeq and is a predicted model, not a curated record. The transcript has a single exon. NCBI's taxonomy places the organism in Eukaryota, Metazoa, Chordata, Aves, Galliformes, Numididae. Gene Ontology annotation, molecular function: structural constituent of cytoskeleton. The coding region runs from base 1 to 465 and encodes 154 amino acids.